UAGUGUUUGGAUUGCCGUGAUACGUACUCAGUUUUUGGACUAUUAUAAGAAUAAAAACAUGUGCGACGACGACGUCUCAGCUUUAGUGAUAGACAAUGGGUCUGGUAUGUGCAAGGCAGGCUUUGCAGGAGACGAUGCUCCACGAGCUGUAUUUGCGAGCGUUGUUGGACGUCCCCGAUAUCAGGGUGUGAUGGUGGGCAUGGGCCAAAAAGAUUCCUACGUCGGUGACGAGGCCCAGACCAAACGUGGAGUGCUCACCGUGAAGUACCCCAUUGAGCACGGCAUCAUCAACAACUGGGACGACAUGGAGAAAAUAUGGCACCACACGUUCUACAAUGAACUGAGGGUAUCCCCGGAAGAUCACCCGGUGCUGCUGACCGAAGCUCCCCUCAACCCGAAAAUAAACAGGGAAAAGAUGACGCAGAUCAUGUUCGAGACAUUCAACUGUCCGGCUAUGUACGUCGCUAUACAGGCUGUCCUUUCACUGUACGCUAGCGGGAGGACGACUGGUAUAGUCAUGGAUUCUGGGGAUGGAGUGUCCCAUACGGUGCCGAUAUACGAAGGAUAUGCUCUUCCACACGCUAUUCUGCGUCUGGACCUGGCUGGUAGAGACUUAACCGACUAUUUGAUGAAACUGCUUACUGAAAGAGGAUACAGUUUCACUACCACCGCUGAAAGAGAAAUUAUUCGCGAUCUGAAAGAAAAGAUAUGUUUCGUGGCGUUGGAUUUCGAUCAGGAUAUAGCCUUAGCCCAGAAUACGUCGUGCUUUGAAAAGUCAUACGAACUUCCCGAUGGACAGAUAAUAACGCUCGGCAACGAGAGGUUUAGAUGCCCCGAAGCCAUGUUUCAACCAGCGUUGAUAGGAAUGGAGACACCCGGUAUAGCAGAGACAACCUACCUGUCCAUAAUGCGGUCCGACAUGGACAUCAGAAAAGAUCUCUACGCCAACACCGUGCUGUCCGGGGGAAGCACCAUGUUCCCCGGCAUAGCCGAUCGAAUCCAGAAAGAAAUAGCGGCUUUGGCACCGGCUUCCAUGAAAAUCAAGAUCAUCGCACCACCGGAGAGAAAGUAUUCCGUGUGGAUAGGUGGGAGUAUCUUGGCUAGUUUAACGACUUUCCAGCAAAUGUGGAUAUCCAAGCUGGAAUACGAAGAAUCUGGACCCAUAAUCGUUCAUAGGAAAUGCUUUUAG
This is a messenger RNA of Anoplophora glabripennis (Asian longhorned beetle), 1189 nucleotides long. RefSeq names its product actin-3-like. The transcript is spliced from 5 exons. The record is from RefSeq and is a predicted model, not a curated record. Lineage: Eukaryota; Metazoa; Arthropoda; Insecta; Coleoptera; Cerambycidae. Bases 59 to 1189 code for a protein of 376 amino acids.